AUGGAAAUGGAAGAAAUACAAGAAUUAGUUUACGCCGAUAUCCGUAAACCUAAACAACAUUUUAAAUCUGAUGCUGUGGACGAAGUUAUAGAAAGUGAAGGCUCCACAUUAGUGGCCAGAGACUCAAGUAAUUCAUCAUCAGAUGGUAGCUUAAGAAAUAGAUCACUCUCCCCAUCAAAAGAGAUGACUCCCGAGAUGACUACCAACAUGAAAUCUAGCGACCACAUGGACACUACAGAUAUAAGCAACCAGUGUAAUGGCAAAAGCCAAAAAGAUGCCACAAUGGAAAAAGAAGCCCGUAUACAUGACAAGAUUUUAGAGAAAUCUCAAAUACCGUAUGGUAAAAUGCAAUACAGCCUUUAUUCUGGGUUAUUAGUUGUUUUAUCAAUCGUGUUUGUUAUUUGUAGAGCGAUAAAUUAUAUGCUUAAUAAACUUAGAUUAAAAAUCUCCGAUAUAUUAAAUACUCAUUCUCAUUCCCCACAGAUUAUUAAACAUGAUAUCAAAUCAUUAGAUAAAAAACCUACAAGAUUAGGAGCCAUUUUAAAUAAGAAAUCUAUUAGUGAAAUCAAUGGCGGUAUUAAUGGAUUACUGAACGAUGCAAGUGAAUUAAUCUGUUGGACAGUUGCAUCUGAAAUCCCAACUAUAAUUCUUUAUGAUUAUAAUGGCCAAUUGAAGAAUCAUCUGAUGGAAUUGAAAAAUGAAAUCUAUGUUAAAUUGACUGAAUAUUUUGGUAAAGGUGCUUCAGAAAAUAUUCCAAACUACUCAAUUAAAAUUCCUCAUUCUAAUAAAACUAUUUAUUAUGAUGAAUCAAACAAAUCCAAUAGUUGUAUUGAAAUUAUCUUACUGUCAUCUAUAGACGGCAAAGGAACUAUUGUCGAUUUGACCAAGACUAUGAGUCAACUCUACCACUCCAACGAUCUAAAUAUUAACGAUAUCACUGUUGAUCUAGUUCAAAAUGAAUUGACCCAACUGGUGGGUCCAGAACCAGAUCUAUUACUGAUAUUCUCUCCAUCUUUGGACUUCCAAGACUUCCCACCAUGGCAUUUAAGACUUACUGAAUUUUAUUUUGAACAAGAUAACGAUCAAGUCACUUACUCAACGUUUAGAAAUGGGCUAAGAAAGUAUGCUGGCUGUAAAGUCAAUAUUGGGAGAUAA
Molecule: messenger RNA, 1155 nt
Organism: Henningerozyma blattae CBS 6284
Lineage: Eukaryota; Fungi; Ascomycota; Saccharomycetes; Saccharomycetales; Saccharomycetaceae
Product: ditrans,polycis-polyprenyl diphosphate synthase
Exons: 1
Coding region: 1-1155 (384 amino acids)
Cellular component (GO): endoplasmic reticulum membrane; dehydrodolichyl diphosphate synthase complex
Molecular function (GO): ditrans,polycis-polyprenyl diphosphate synthase [(2E,6E)-farnesyl diphosphate specific] activity
Source: RefSeq, a predicted model, not a curated record